This is a messenger RNA of Dermatophagoides pteronyssinus (European house dust mite), 1928 nucleotides long. RefSeq names its product tubulin-specific chaperone cofactor E-like protein. The record is from RefSeq and is a predicted model, not a curated record. NCBI's taxonomy places the organism in Eukaryota, Metazoa, Arthropoda, Arachnida, Sarcoptiformes, Pyroglyphidae.
UUUCCCAUUAAACGAAUUGAUUGGAUGAUCGAUCGAUCAAUGGAUAAUGGAAUGAUCUUAUUUGGGAUAAUUUGUGAUAACAAAAAAAAAGCAAAAAAAUUCUGAAAAAUAACCAUGGCAUCCACAACAACAACAGCAACAGCAACGAAACAUCAUCAUUCAACAACAUUAUCAUCAAAAUCACCGACAACAACAACAACAACAACAUCUGAAACAAAAUCACCAUCAUCAACAAUACAUAAAAUCAAUCGAAUUAAUUAUCGAUCAAUGAAUAAUAUUAAUACAUCAAUAAUACGUAAUCGUCAUCGACCAUAUCGUCGUACAACAUUAACAUUUGUUGAUGUUAUUAUACAACGUUAUGGUGUUGAUGAUGUUGUUGGACAAUUUGAAAAUUGUCCAUUUGAAGUAUUUGUUCUGGGUGGUAUUUCACCAAGAAAAUCCGGUAACACAUUAUUAUUACCACCGGCAUUAUCAUUGAAUCAAUGUCGUGUAAAAAAUGCCGGACCUGAACCGAAAAUUCGUGAAUUAUGUCAUAAUGUUGAAGAAUUAGAUUUAGCAUCAAAUAAUAUAAUCGAUAUUGAUGAAGUAUAUAAAAUUGUACGUGCAAUGCCUAAUCUACGUUUUGUAAAUCUAAGCGAAAAUGAUCUCUCCAAAUGUAAUCGUUAUUCAUCCAAAUUUAUUGGUUCAAUUAAUCGACAAAAAUUGGAAAAAAUUAAAUCACUUGUAUUGAAUAAUACACAUAUACCAUGGAGUGGUGUAGAAUUAUUAUUAAAUAUAAUGCCAUCAAUUGUUGAUCUACAUCUAAGUCUAAAUAAUUAUGAAUCAAUACAAUUGAAUGCAAAGAAAACUUAUCCAAAUAUUAAAUUUUUAUAUCUUAGUGGAAAUCCUAAACUAUGUAAUUGGAAUGAUAUAAAAUUAUUAAUGAAAACAUUUCCUAAACUUGAAGGUCUUACAAUGGCCGAUUGUAAUAUUAUAUCAAUACCUGAACAUGUAUUGAUACAUUUAAAAAAUUUAGUCAGCCUUAAUAUUUCAAAUUGGCCAAUUAAUGAAUGGAUUUCAAUUGAUCGUUUAAAUCAACUGCCAAAAUUGAUAAAACUUCGUUGUCAAGGUAUACCUAUAUUGAAUAAAUUAGAUACUGCUGAUGAACGACGACAACAUUUAAUUGCUCGUUUGCCACGUGUUACACGUCUUAACGGUAGUGAUAUAUCCGAAGAUGAACGUGUUUUUGCUGAAAGAGCUUUUAUUCGUUGGUUUAUUGCUAAUCCUGAUGAAUCUAAACCUACAAGAUUCUUUGAACUACAGGAUAUACAUGGUCGUGUUGAACCAUUAGCCGAAGUAAAUUUAUCACCACCUAAAUAUGCAAAUGUACGUGUAAUAUUUAAUGAUCUAAGUAAUGAACAAUUGGAAAAUGAUCAACUAAGCUAUGAAUCAUUAGUGAGACAAUGUAAAGAUUCACGUUCAUUUAAAGUUGAUCUAAAUAAAUCUGUACGAAAUUUUAAAGUGCAAUUAAGCUCAUUAUAUAAUGUAAUACCAACAAAUAUUCGUGUGUUCUAUAUCGAUACUGAAAUGUCCGAAUUAUUAGGCAUCCUGCAUAUUGAAGAGUUACGUUUUGCACAGAAAAAACUUUAUACAUAUAAUGUACAGGAUGGUGAUGAAUUUCUUAUCGAAAUGAAAUGAAAUGAAAACACAUCAUUCAAUAAUCAAAUCAUUAUCAGUGAAAAAGCAAACAAACAAGUGCAAAAUUUUCAUUUUGUGAAUGAUAAACGAAUUCAACCAAUCCCAUGUUCAUCAUUACAUUGUUUUCCGGUGUUUUUUUUUGUUGUGAUUUUGUCAAUAAUGAUUAUAUAAAUCAUAGGAGAUUUUUUUUCUGCCUAAAAAAACCAACAAUUCUAUUUUGGCCAUACAUUAUUUUGCGAUAUCAAAACUGA